Messenger RNA from Capsicum annuum, 1990 nucleotides. RefSeq names its product CBL-interacting serine/threonine-protein kinase 25-like. Gene Ontology annotation, biological process: protein phosphorylation; signal transduction. The coding region runs from base 278 to 1648 and encodes 456 amino acids. NCBI's taxonomy places the organism in Eukaryota, Viridiplantae, Streptophyta, Magnoliopsida, Solanales, Solanaceae. Gene Ontology annotation, molecular function: ATP binding; protein kinase activity. The record is from RefSeq and is a predicted model, not a curated record. The transcript has a single exon.
GAAUUAUUCAAGAAACUUCUUUUUAUGUGAUAUUAAAAGGGCAAUAGACAUUUUUGAAAUUGUAACAUCCUCUAUUAUAUAUUAGCUGCUUCUUGAAAAUCUUCGUUCCCCUCUACUUCUUAAUUUGCUUAUAGUCUCUCUCAACAUUCCACUUGAAAACAACUUUUUAAAUGUGCCCAUUUUCUUGAUUACUAGCAUCUUUGAAAUCCCUCCCUCGCUCCCCCCCCCCCCCCCCAAAAAAAAAAAAGUAUCUUUUUGAAAGAUCUAAUAUAGUAAUAUGGAGGAGAGACAAUUGCUUUUUGAGAAGUAUGAAGUAGGGAAGCUAUUAGGCAAAGGGACUUUUGCAAAAGUGUAUUAUGGGAAGGAACUUGAAACGGGGGAAAGUGUAGCCAUCAAAGUCAUUAAAAAAGAUCAAGUCCAGAAAGAAGGAAUGAUGGAGCAAAUCACUCGAGAAAUCUCAGUGAUGCGUCGCGUUCGCCAUCCAAAUAUUGUGGAACUCAAAGAAGUGAUGGCUACAAAGUCCAAAAUCUUCUUCAUUAUGGAGUAUGUUAAAGGGGGCGAGCUUUUUAAAAAUUUAGUGGCAAAAGGCAAAUUUAAGGAAGAUACAGCAAGAAAGUACUUCCAACAAUUGGUAAGUGCUGUUGAUUUCUGUCACAGCCGAGGGGUUUAUCACCGGGAUUUGAAGCCUGAAAACCUCCUCCUUGAUGAGAAUGAGGACUUGAAGAUAUCUGAUUUCGGGUUAUCAGCUUUGCCUGAUGAGCAGUUGAGUAGAAAUGAUGGUUUGCUUCAUACACAGUGUGGGACACCAGCAUAUGUUGCUCCUGAGGUUUUAAGGAGGAAAGGUUAUGAUGGUGCAAAAGCUGACAUUUGGUCAUGUGGGGUAAUCUUGUAUGUGCUUCUAGCUGGCUACCUUCCAUUCCAAGAUGAGAAUUUGAAUAACAUGUACAAGAAGAUUUUCAAGUCUUAUUUCGAGUUCCCUCCGUGGUUUUCCAUGGAUUCGCGGCGUUUGGUAUCUAAACUUUUAAUGGCUGAUCCGGAAAGGAGGAUCACCAUUCAAGGUAUCAUGAGGAUCCCAUGGUUUAGGAAGGAUCUCGCAUUGCCACGGGCGUUUUCGAUCCAAUAUUUUCAAAAGUUAGAAAAAGAAGAAGAAAAUGAUCAUGAUGAAGAAGGAAUGAGCAACAAGCAAGGAGGGGUCAUUAGGAAAUCCCCUUCAUCCCCUGCAUUUUUCAAUGCAUUCGAGUUGAUUUCAUCGAUGUCCUCUGGUUUCGACUUGUCUAGCUUGUUUGAGAUCAAAGGUAAGGCGUCCUCCAUGUUCACUUCAAGGAGCACUGCCCGGGAUGUCAUCCGGAAAUUGGAGAAAAUGGCUAAAGUUAUGAGGUAUAAGGUUUAUAGAGUGAAGCCAUUCAAGUUGAAGUUGCAAUGCCCCGAGGAAGGACGGAAAGGACAGUUAUUGGUCACUGCUGAGGUGUUUAAGGUGGCGCCUGAAGUCACCGUGGUUGAGCUCUCUAAGUCCUCUGGCGACACCUUGGAGUAUAACAAGUUUUGUGAAGAGGAAGUUAGGCCUGCCUUGAAGGACAUUGUUUGGACAUGGCAAGGGACUGGUACUGAAAAUGCUGAUGCUGAUAACAAGCAGGUGUUGGAGCAAUAGGAUUUGGUUCAUGUGCAUCUUCUCUCUCUCUUCUUUUCUGUUUGUGUCUGGCUCCCAUUCGCCGGCUGACUGAUGGAAAUAGCUUGAGGACCGGGGAUAUUCGUGUUACUUUAUCAAUACUAAUUUGUACCGAUGCUAGAUCGAUGACCGGAGAUACUCAUGUUACUUUAUCAUACCGAUUUGUACAUAAAUGUGUGUUAUACUUGACCACUUGAGAUUUGUACUACGAGUAAGUCAUUCUUGAAAUUGAUUUUGAAUAUCAUUUGCAUGUUGUAAUUAAUAUGAUUUCCUCUAAUCACAUCAAGCACAAUUAAUCCUGUUGGUAUCCCGUUCAAAAAGGAA